Molecule: messenger RNA, 1454 nt
Organism: Zerene cesonia (dogface butterfly)
Lineage: Eukaryota; Metazoa; Arthropoda; Insecta; Lepidoptera; Pieridae
Product: facilitated trehalose transporter Tret1-like
Exons: 7
Coding region: 45-1364 (439 amino acids)
Biological process (GO): transmembrane transport
Cellular component (GO): membrane
Molecular function (GO): transmembrane transporter activity
Source: RefSeq, a predicted model, not a curated record
UAAUAACUACAACAACGGGCCUAGUAACGGGAUGGUUAACACCAAUGAUCUCACAUAUUCUAAAUCGACGGACAUCUAUCGAAGUGAAUGAUACUGAAAUGUCGUGGAUUUUAUAUAUUACUACACCUGGAUAUAUCUUUGGAAGUUUGUUGACACUUUUUGUUUGCGAUCGCUAUGGCAGACGACCGACUUUGUUACUUAGUGCUGUAUUUUAUUUCAUUGGGAUGAUAUUUUCUGCAGUAGCGAACGCAGCUUGGAUGCUGUGUGUUUCGCAGUUUCUUUGGGGCAUCGGUACGGGUAUUGUAUUAAUUGUAGUAACAGUGUAUUUAGCAGAAAUAGCUGAACAAGAUAUCCGUGGUAGGCUUUGCGUAGUGUCUAGCUUCAUGACCGACGUUGGGAUUCUCUUUAUCGUCGGUGUUGGGGCUUUGGUGUCAUACAGAGCCUUUAAUUAUUGGCUCCCACUUAUGCCAGUAUUAUUCUUCGCAGCUUGCUAUUCUAUCCCUGAAUCUCCGUAUUAUCUUAUUAAGAAAGGUAAUAUUGAUCAAGCGAGAGAUGCAUUGCUGAGAUUGCGUGGUGACUGUCCUACUGCAGGAUCAGAGCUUGAAAGGAUGAUAUCUGAAGUUAAAGAGGAAAUGCAAAAUUCAACGUCGUUUUUCGAUCUCUUCAGAAGAAUCAUUUACGUUAAAGCCAUUGUAAUUGUUUUUGGUUUCAAAUUACUUCAGCACAUAUCAGGGAUGAUUUCAUAUCAGAAAUUUUACUUUCGUAUACUUAAGGAGAGUGACUUAGUCAUUUCAUUUAAUACGUUGAUACUUAUAGCUCUCGGAGUUCAGACUGUUGCGGCUAUCCUUGCAACACUUCUAGUAGAUACGUUGGGUCGGCGACGUUUGCUGAUUUUCUCGUUCAUUGGUGCAAGUAUGUCCCUUGCUACGGCUGCGCCAUAUUUCUAUCUUCGAAGCGCCGUCCCUGCCGAACAAUUUCUGAAAUCCUGCGCUAAUGUGCCAUUAAUUGCGGUUCUUUUAUUCAUCUUCAUGUCUUUCGCCGGUUUAAAUUCGGUUAUAAGAUUGUUAGAGGUCGAAAUGUUCCCUAUAAAUGUAAGAAUUAUGGGUAUUGUCGCGGUACAUGUAUUUGGAUCAAUUGGUUUACCUAUCAACAAAUUGUAUUACACUGUAGAAGACGCGAUUGGAGUAGCUGGAGUGAUGGGUAUAUAUGCUUUGAUAGCUUUAAUAGGCGCAGUUUUUACAUAUUUUCUGCUCCCCGAAACUAAGGGUAAGAGUUUGAGCGAAAUUCAACACGCGCUUCAAGGGAAAAGGGGCAAAAAUGUCCAGGAAAUGACGAAUAUAGAAGGAAAUUUACACAGAUUUUAAGUUCUUACUUUAAAUUUGAUUAUAAAAAUAGACCUCUUUUGUUAUUGUAUUUAAAAAUAUAUACAGUGAAAUUAAUUUUAUUAUUUUUUC